Molecule: messenger RNA, 4524 nt
Organism: Prorocentrum cordatum
Lineage: Eukaryota; Dinophyceae; Prorocentrales; Prorocentraceae
Source: the annotation of a GenBank genome assembly
GAUCGGCGUCUUGUGGAAGGACGGAGAGGUUUGGCAGACUCGCGUGCUCCUUUGUGCUGGUACCACCGCCGACGCCGAGAGCGACCUCCAGAUGACUGGUCUGAAAGCAGCGGGGAAGAACGGGAACAUCUGGUACGCUUUCACGCCAGACGGGGACGUGUACAUUCACGUUCUGGAGCCCCCGGGAGUCCGGGGGUCGGCGCUGUGCGAUCAGAUGGGCCUGCCAGAGCGGACCGGGUCCUUGCAGUUCGGGAGGACCUGGCGAGCAGGGGGCAGGAUCUACGGACAGGAGUGGACCCCGACGCCAGAGGAGUUCGUCGACGCGCUGCAGUUCGCGCUGGGCGGCUCCUUGUUCGAGGCAGCCCCACAAGUGGCGGACAAGACGGUCUCGGUGCUGCGACGGAUGAGCAAGAAGGGGCCACUCCCAGCUGGCGCGGGCUUGGCUGGGGCAGCUCCUCCGAGUAGCUUUGUGCGUGGCUCGGGUGCCCUGCCGUCCGCGGUGGGGAUGCGCUGGCAGGUUCAGGCCGCCAGCGGCCCAACACCCGAGCGCCGCCCGCUGCAGGACUACGAUGUGGACGAGUACUGCACCGCGGGCGGCUUCGCGCUGGCGUCGCAGGAAGGCGAGCUGCUCCUGCUGAGAGAGGUCGAGAAGGCCUCACCUGAGGAUGACACGGAGGUGGACGCCAGGCUCUUGCCGCUCGUGGAGGUCGAGGGUGUGCGCAAGCGGCACUUCAAGGACUCGCUCAAGCGGCUCACGGAGACGGCCUGGCGAGAGUGGCCCGUGCGCGGGCCACGUGCGACUGUCUGGUGUGCCAACUUCGUGGGCGACCAGGACGAGUUCCUCUGCAUGGGGGCGGCGGAGACGAGGGGGCUGCUCAUGGUGGCCCCGGAGUUGCAGGCCCACAUCUCGGACGAGCUGCACCGCGAGUCGGCGGUGCUCAUGGAGAGGCGCAAGCUCCGCGAGGAGCGCCUGGCGUCCCGCGGGCUGCCACCGGCUGGCGGCGGCGGGGGCUCGGCGUCCGCGGCAGCGAUGGAGACGAAGAUCAAGCAGCAGGCGGCGGAGCUCUCGAGGCCCCAAGCAAAGCUCAACCUCGGCGGCGGGGGCGACCCAGCCACGGGAGAGAGGCAGGCCGCGGCCAAGGGCCGCGGCCGAGGCGUCAGCCGUGCUGUGCGGUCACGUGUUCGUCGGCGCACAGCUUGCUCGUCCUGGGCCAAUGAGAUCAUCGACGCAGUCAAUAAUUUGUACUUCCACGGCGAGGUACAGCAGCAUCACUCCGUCUCAGCUGGGCAGCAGCUCGCCCUGGACCACACCCGUGACGUGGUGCAGCGAGCUGGGCCGCCCAUGAUCGAGCCCGCGGCAGCCUUUCGAGUGCUGUGCGGAUCGGCGCCAGGGUGCACUGAGCCCUCGGCAGAACAUUCACCCUAUCGACGAGGCGCAGUCUCGUUGCCGGCACCUGGAGCGGACCUUGCUCGUGGCGACGUUUGUCUUCGAGGGCCGGCAUUGCAAAUGUGGACAGGGUGGCGAGACUGUCUCUUGCACUCCAACCCGGACCUCUCCGGGGCAGUGCGGCCGUACUCUGACCCCGAGCUGAUUCGGGACAUUGGCACGAACGCCGAGUUUUUGGUGGACAUGGCACGUUCAGGGCUCGUCUCCUUCACGAGCGAGAGGCCAUCCACCGUGGGGGUCUUCUUCGUAAAGAAAGGUCCAGAUCGUCUCCGACUCAUUCUGGACACUCGACGAGCAAACAAGCUGUUUUUGGAUCUUUGCCACACCCAGCUCUCUACACCAUCGAGCUGGUCUUCUCUCUACUUGCCACCCGAGGCGGAGCUGAUGAUGACUCAGACCGACGUCAACAACGCGUUCUACCGCAUCCAGCUCCCCCCCGGCAUGAACGACUACUUCGUCCUGCCCAGCAUCGACGCAAAGUGGAUCACCGAGGCCGCUCCUGAUCUGGCCCCUGGUCUCCCCUCAGGCAUCCGCAUCUCCCCUCGCAUGGAGGUGCUGCCCAUGGGGUUCAACUGGGCGCUGUUCUUCUGUCAGGCGAUGGUCCGCAACGCCGCGGAGGACGCCGGCUUCGCUGACGGGCGGAUGUUCUUAGACCGCCACUCGGCCCCCGACGUCGCCACCGAGCCAGGCGCCGCCGUGUACGUCGACGGCGUGGCCGUGGUGGGAACGGACCUGGAGGCGGUCGAGGCCGGCGGAGUCGCCGUGGCCGAGCAGCUGGAGGAGCGCGGCCUCCAGGUCAAGGGGGUCGAAGGCCCUUCGGACUCCCAGACCUUCGCGGGGAUGGAGUUCGAUCGGGCCUCCGGCCGCAUCUCGCUCAGCCGCGAGAGGAUCUGGAGGCUGCGCGCGGCCCUGCUGUUUGCUGCGGACCAGCGCUACUUGACUGGACGCCAGAUGCGGCGCCUGGUCGGCCACUACACGUGGAGCGCGACUCUGCGGCGUGAGCUCCUCAGCGUCUUCAGCAGCGUCUACGCCUGGGCGGAGAAGGCGGGCGACAAGAGGUGGCGCCUGUGGCCUUCGGCCGAACGAGAUCUCCGGCAGGCCGCCGCCCUCGUGGCCUUCGCCUUCGCGGACCCUAAGCGCCCGUUCCACGCCGCGGUCGUGGCGACCGACUCCUCAGGCGCCGGGCUGGACGACGCCGGCGGCUACGGCGUGGUCACGCAGGAGUGGCCCGUGGAGAAGGUCCGGCGCUGCUGUGGGCAUGCCGAGAAGUGGCGCUACGGGGUGCAGGGGCUCGUCGCGGCCAGGGCGGCCGCGCUGGGCAGCCCCGCAGACCCCGGCCCGCCCCGCCCAGCGGCGGAGAACGGCGAGAGGACCACGGACUUCGAGAGCAUGACGCGGGACGACAUCGGGGCCUUCGAGAACUGGAAGCUGGCGUGCCGGGGCCGAUGGGCCCGGGCCGAAGGCAUCCUGAGGGCCGAGGGCCGAGCAUGCAUGAUCGGCUUCCGUCACGAGCUGAGGUCGUGGAGAUGGGUCGCCUCAGAGUUGAAUCCAUCCGACCGCGCGUCCCGACUCCCGGGCUUAGCCAUCUCGCUGGGCGGGGGCGGGCCCCGCGCGGCGGGGGGCGAUGUUGCGCCGUCCGAGGCCGUGCUCGCCAGCCGCUUCGAAGCCGAGCUGGAGAGCGCGGCCCGCAGCCUUGGGCCCGCCCUUGGCGGGGACGCCUGCGGCCGCCCCCUCGCCGGCCUUGGGGGCCAGCUCGCUGCUGAGGAGGCCGGGCUCGGCGCUGCCGCCGCGGACGCCGGCGAGCUCAGCGACAGCUCCUCCAGCUCGGGGGAGAGCUGGCCAGCCGGCGCCGGCGGCAGCGACGGCCAGGCGCGGGAGAUCGCCGAGGCCCGGCGCCACGGCUUCACCAGUCUCCAGAUGGCCAAGAUCGGGCCUCGCUCCCGCGCCCAAUACCAGAAGUUUCACCAGGCCUUCUUGGAGUGGAGCAGCCAGGAGGGUCAGCCGCUGGACACCGACCUCCAGAUCGACCGGGCCCUCAGCAGGUACAUGGACUACCUGUGCUACGAGGGCUUCAACGAGGAUGCGGGCGAGAAGGUGCUGGCGGCCGUGGCCUUCCACGGCCCAGUGGAGGGCAUGGAGCUUCCAGGAGCUCGCCGGGCGCUGGCGGGGUUCCGGCGCCGGGCGAGCGCGAGGGCCCGCAGCCCCCUGCCACUGGCGGGCGUGAUGGCCAUCGUUGGUGCAGCGGCAGCCGACGGCCAGCUCCCCUUUGCCCUGGGGCUGGUGCUGGCGUGGGAGGCCUACCUCAGGCUGCCGUCCGACCUCGUGAGCAUGGUGGGCGCCUCGCUGGUCAUGCCAGCCGCCAGGAGCCCCCAGGCGUGCUGGGGCCUGCUCCUGUUUCCUCAGGAGGGGGAGGCGCGCAGCAAGAUGGGACACUACGACGAGGGGAUCAUGCUGGACGACCAGUUCGGACCCACGCUAGCGCCUUUCCUUCGCCGGCUGAAGGCCCAGACCUCCGACGCCAGCCCGCUGUGGUCCUUCUCGAGCGCCGCCUUCAGGCGCCUGUUCAACGAGUACGCUGCGAAGGUCAGCCUCGGAGGCAAGAACCCCUACCAGGUCAGACACGGGGGGGCCUCGCUGGACGCUCUGGAGUGCCGGCGCAGCCUGAAAGAGAUCCAGGAGCGGCUCCGCCACCCGUGCGAGUCCAGCACCCGUCGGUGCAAGAAGGGGACCAGGUACCUGGCCGAGGUCAACGACCUCGACAGCCGGGCCCGCGCCUACGGCGAGCAGGUCCUCAGGCAGCUCGACGGGGUGCUGAGCGACGCCCUGGAGGCGGUCGAGCGGGCCUCAGACACCAAGGUGAUCCACCACCUCCGCCAGGGGCUCGCCCGGGCCAGCCGGCGGGGCCGGCGCCGUGGGCAGGUGUUCCUUGACCUGUUCAGCGGUGCUGGCGGCGUCGCGAAGGCCCUCGAGCGCCAUGGCGACAACGGCUGCAUCCAGAUUGACAUGGAGGCCGACGCAGCCUUCGACCUCACCCGCCGCUCGGCCCAGCAGCUCAUCUUGGGCUGGAUGGCCGGCAG